ACGUCGUUCUAAUUAAAGAUGAGACGAAAAUCCCCAGCUGCACUGAAGUGAACAAGAACCAGUGCUUCGAAAUCUGCACACCACAUAUCGCGAAUGGCGCUCUCGUCGUCGGCACCGUCACAGAAAGGAAUAGUCAUCACAGUUCCGAUGCUAGUGCUCUCCGUCUCCGUCGCAGCCAUUUUCUUCUUCUUCCUCUUCUCUUCUCUCUCCUCCCCCUCCACGCCCUGCUUUUGCCCCACCCCUCCGAAUUCUCCCUCCACCACCACCGUUUCAGUUCCUGGAAUCGGCGUGGCGAGCGGCGGCGCUGGAUUGGCCGGAAAUCCGGCGAUUUCGCCUUCCAGUGAGGAUAUAGAGUGGGUGAAGGAUCAGAUCCGAGUGAAUGGUUUGCAUAUGCAGGAGAAUGUGCUCCGUAAGGGCAUUAACCCUCGCACGCGUGCUCAGCAACUGGAAGAUCUGAAUAAUUUUAAAGGCAUAUCACACUAUGAAGGAUCUGAGGCAAACAACCACACAGUGCUCCCAUGCCCGGGUGAGCUCCUUGUUGAAGAGCACCACAGCAACUAUGGGGAGCCUUGGGCAGGGGGCAGAGAUGUGUUUGAGUUCCUUGCCGAGUCUGUCCACCUAACACCUGAGUCACGGGUUCUUGAAAUUGGGUGUGGAACACUCCGUGUUGGUUUGCAUUUUAUUCGCUAUCUCAAUCCUGAGCAUUAUUAUUGUCUUGAGAGAGAUGAGCUCUCUCUCAUGGCUGCAUUUCGUUAUGAGCUUCCUUCCCAAGGGCUCCUAUCUAAGCGCCCUCUAAUUGUCCGAGGUGAGGACAUGGAUUUCACUAGGUUUGGUUCAGGGGUUGUGUAUGACCUGAUAUAUGCUAGUGCUGUCUUUCUUCAUAUGCCUGAUCAACUUGUGUGGGUUGGACUGGAGAGGUUGGCAAAUAAGUUGAAACCUUAUGAUGGGCGCAUAUUUGUUUCCCAUAACAUAAAGUUCUGUUCACGAUUGGGUGGGGAGGAAUGCACGAAGAGACUUAAAAGUUUAGGGCUCGAGCAUCUUGGAAAGCAUACUCAUGACAGCUUACUGUUCAAUCACUAUGAGAUUUGGUUUGAGUUUAGGCGGUCUAAAGCUUAGGUGUUUGUGUAUUCUGGUAGACUUAUUGGACUCAGUAUUUGCAAUUCAGAAGCAUGAAGCUGCUAAGCACUCAGUAAGAUCACCUGUGACGCAUUGAACCGUUCCUUAACAUUUUUGUAAGUUCAAUCUUCAAGUUCCCCACUGAUUCAGAAACUGUCAUUUUACAGAUAUUUAUCUCAAAGGAUCAUUCUAUAUAUCUAUAUAUUAAGUGUGUCAGGAUCUUGUAUUCUUUUCCUAUACAAGAGGAACGUCUGUAACUUUAUUGUAGAUCAGCUGAUGUUGCAGUCAAAAUCAAGCAACAAAGUUCUAUACAUUUUUUUUUUUUGGCUGUGAAAUUGUGUAGUAGCUAGUUGGAAAUUUGAGACACUAGUUAUGAGCAUUCUUUUGUAGCUGAAUUCUGUUGUUAACUUGUUGCUGCUUGAAACUGUAAUGUUAAUGCUUCAUUCUUUACUACACCGAGAAAUACAUGAAUUGAUUUUGU
Rubroshorea leprosula is the source of this 1597-nucleotide messenger RNA. The record is from the annotation of a GenBank genome assembly. Lineage: Eukaryota; Viridiplantae; Streptophyta; Magnoliopsida; Malvales; Dipterocarpaceae.